CUCAUUCACGAACUUAAUUGUACUUUUGCUUACUUGCUAUAAAUACAUGACGUCAUUGCGACCUUGUCAUGAAGGUGAAGGCGUUGUUUAUUGAAAACCUAACCAAUGAAAACAAGCAUUUCUUUUGAACAAUUAUGUUAAUUCCAUACGCCAUUACUCCUUAUGCGAUCAUUUCUUUCAUACUAUGACGAGCUAUUGUACAGAGCAAAAAUGUCAAACAUUGUAAUCAGCAAUUCAAGUUCAGACGAAGAGAACCCAGGUGCUUCUGGAAAUAGUAACGCCUCUCCAACAGGCAUUACAGAAACACAUACAUUGGAAUCCUGCAAAUAUGACAGGUACGUUGACACAACCGAAGAGGGUAUAGAAGUAAUAAUUCAUGUAAGAUUUUGCAAUUGUUCCAGUGAUUACGUUGACAAAAGUUACCUGGCGCAAGAAAAAAUGGAUUUUAUAGCCAUGGACGGGAAGGACAUCCAUUUUGAUCAAGCAUGCAAAUGGCACAGAUUUUCAUCACAACAAUGCGGCAAAACUGUGUACAUUCUUAAACAGUACUGCAGUGGAUGUAAUACUCAAACAAAAAGCGAUGCAUCGCAUGCAAUGAACAUGGUUACACCUUCAAACUGACGUUAUAAAAUAGUAUGUUAAAAUCAACAUCUACAAACAUUUCCACCUGAAUACAUUUACAGAACUAUCAUUGUUGCUCGUGAUUCAUUGAACUUAUAAAGUGUGUAUUAUAGUUAUAAAUGAAAGUUGUAUUCAGCUUUAUAAUAAUUGACUUGCUUCCUGUGAUAAAGUGUAACCUAAUAAUCAAUACUAAAAGUUUUUAACUUGAGUGUGUGUUGUUAAUAUACCAAAACGUCUGAAGUGUUUUGUUUCCAAAAUUCGCUGUAAAUUUCUUAAAUGUGUUAACAAAUAAAAUAUAUAAGAAAAUAAUAUUCAACGUGUUUCCUUGUUGUUGUUUUUUUCCAACAAUUCAGCAAAUUUGAGACCCAUCCUUUAUCUUACGAAAGAGAAAAAAUGCAAAAUAAGCUGUCGAUUACUAUGAUAUAGAUACGAUUCAAAACGAGGCUCACGCUACGGCUUUUUGAAAAACAAUUGUGUAUAAGCAACAUAUCUCUGUAAUCCCAGUGAGCGUGAGAGAUUGCUAAAAAUAGUAACAAAUAGAAAAACCCCUACAGUUCAAAGAAGUUCGGCCUAUAAAAAGGAUCAACAGCCGUGUUUUCUAAUUGAUUCGUAAUUUUCAACGAUUUUUAUCAGUAAUAAUGAAUCAACCAAGAGGUAAUAUUUCAAGUGAAUCUGAUGAAGACCUGGACUAUGUUGAUGGUGUUGGAGCACAACCAACUGGUCAGAAGGAACAACAUUCAGACAAACAUUGUAAAUAUAAGCGAUCUUCUGGUAUAGUUAAUGGAAAAGAGGUCGUCAGGCAUAUCAGAAUAUGUAAAUGCGGAAACUUUUACGAUAUGAGAUAUUUAGAAGAAAGUGAUGAUUUCACUAAUAUUAACGGAAGGGAGUUUCAUUUUUCGACAUGUUGUAAAUGGAAGAGACAAAGGAAACAAACUAAUGGGAGGAAAUUCUACAUUCUACAUCGUUUCUGUGGCUGUAUUAGUCCACAGACCAGCCAAAGUACGAGCCAAAUGAACAGGGUUCCGCCAAGCUGGAAUUGAUUUGUUGCUACAAAACAAGGACAGUUCUACUACCUGGACAAGAAAGCAGAUGAAUAAAGAUAGAAGAUAAAAAAUUGUAUUACUUCUUAGCAGUAGCAAUUGUUAUC
Molecule: messenger RNA, 1768 nt
Organism: Ruditapes philippinarum (Manila clam)
Lineage: Eukaryota; Metazoa; Mollusca; Bivalvia; Venerida; Veneridae
Exons: 3
Coding region: 1260-1661 (133 amino acids)
Source: RefSeq, a predicted model, not a curated record